This is a messenger RNA of Fraxinus pennsylvanica, 351 nucleotides long. NCBI's taxonomy places the organism in Eukaryota, Viridiplantae, Streptophyta, Magnoliopsida, Lamiales, Oleaceae. The record is from the annotation of a GenBank genome assembly.
AUGGUCAAGGGAAGUGGUUCGGUGAGUUUUCGGGUAGAGGAGAUUACAGUGAAGAACAAAAGGCAUCACAAGAGGCGUGAGCUGUAUAGCUCACAAAUUGGUGAAACUACGGUGAAACAGAUUGAAGAUGCUUUCAAAGAAUUCACAACAAGGGAAGACAUUGCAAUAGUGUUAAUCAGCCAAUACGUUGCAAACAUGAUAAGGUUUCUAGUUGAUAGCUAUAACAAGCCUAUUCCAGCAAUUUUGGAAAUCCCGUCCAAGGACCAUCCAUAUGAUCCUGCACACGACUCUGUUCUUUCGCGAGUGAAGUACCUCUUCUCAACUGAGUCGGUGGCAUCUGGAAGGCGUUGA